GUGCAAUUGUGGUAACUGUGAUAUCCAAAAUCUAGUAGAAGCAAAAGAAUGUCGCUGUUGCACUGAAAUACAAAAGUGUGUCGAUGGAAUGAAUCUUGUUACAGCAGACAAAGAUGCCACAAUGUGCAUUAUAAACCAUCCUGGUUUUGUCGCUAUUUGCAUCAACAGGUGGUCUCUGGAACUCGCUUCAGAUAAUUUUAAAACACGCGGUGGACAGAAAUAUCGUCAAGUUGAUUCAAAGGAAAG
Paramuricea clavata is the source of this 246-nucleotide messenger RNA. NCBI's taxonomy places the organism in Eukaryota, Metazoa, Cnidaria, Anthozoa, Malacalcyonacea, Plexauridae. The record is from the annotation of a GenBank genome assembly.